AUGGCAAAAUUCGUGCUCGCUGGUAGGACAGACUGUCCUCACUAUGCCAAAGCGGAACUUUUAGCAGACUCUCUGCAGCGAUCUCUGCCAAACUUCAGGAUCCAUAAGAUCUCCAUCCUCCCCGAUGAAUGGGAGGAAUGGCUCGAAGCCACUUGCAAAAGACAUGGCUGGAAACACGAGAAGUCCCCUUUGGUUUGGAGGGAACUGGUGGACCAAGGUGGCAAAGGGAUGCUCCUAGGGGGCUUCAGUGACUUCCUUGAGCAUUGUCAGGACUACUACAGCAUCACAUCAGACAUGCCUACAGAUUUAAUGCUGAGUGUUGCAGCAGAGAAUCUGGAGAUGAAGAGGAACCUUAUUGUGGAGGAGCAGCACCGUGCCAGUCUCAUCAAACCCCUUCACAUAUGGAUCAGCAGUGCUCUCAGCCCAACCUGCCACUUCCUGGUCCCCAAUCUGCUCUCUGCUGAAGUGUUCCCCCACAUUACUGCAAUCAGCCUCCACCUAUUGGACCUGGAAGGGGGCAAGGAGAAAUUGCAUGGGCUGAAGAUGGAGAUAGAGGACCUGGCACUCCCUCUGCUCCAUCAGGUAAGCAUUCACACGGAUCUGGAGCAAGCCUUCCAAGAAGCAGAUGUCAUCCUCCUGCUGGAUGAGUGGGGGUCUGAUGACAGUGAUGCAGAGACUGAGAGCGAGCAGGAAAAGAAGAAGAAGAAAGUGAAGGAAGUCUCAGACCGCUACAGAGUGUACGGACAACUGAUUGACACAAGGGCCACCAAGGACGUGAAGGUGAUUGUGUCCGGCGACUCAUUUGUCAACCUCAGAUGUUUGCUUCUUGUGGACAAUGCCUGCUCCAUUGACAGCGACCAAUUUGUCACCAUGGCAACUCAAGUGGAGAAUGAAGCCAGGGCCAUAAUGGCAAAGAGGCUGAAAGUUAAGGCGUCAGAUAUUACAGACGUCAUCGUGUGGGGAAAUAUCAGUGGUAGUUUUUACAUUGACCUGCAGAGGGCAAAGGUUUUCAACUUCAACGGGGCAAUCAGAGGACCAGCCUUCUUUUCCCACUCACUCCUACAGAUUUUCCAUGACAGGAAAUGGUUGGAGACGGACUUUCAGGACUUGGUACGUUGUCAGCGUGCAGCUGUGGCUUCAAAGACCUGCCAAGCAGCUGCCAUGUCAGCUGCCAAUGGGAUCCUCACCAUCCUAAAGGCUUGGAAUGGCAUGUGUAGUCCAGAUAAAGUCUUCUCUCUGGGUGUACUAUGCCCAGGCUACUACAGCCUCCCAGAUGGCAUCGUCCUCUCAGUUCCAGUUACCUUCAGAGACGGUAAAUGGUCUGUGCUGUUUGAUGUGACUGUUGGUGAUGAGCUGAAGGAAAGACUUCAGCUCUCUGCUAGUGAACUCAGGCAGGAAAAAGAAAUUGCAAGAUUGUUAUGAAGAAGGAACACAUUUGAUAGACAUUAAAAACUGUCGCUGCGCAGCUUAUAAGUAGAUGACUACAGGAAAUAAUCAGAAUAAAUUUCAGAGCCACAUCUUAA
Messenger RNA from Toxotes jaculatrix (banded archerfish), 1523 nucleotides. RefSeq names its product malate dehydrogenase 1B, NAD (soluble) (gene mdh1b). The record is from RefSeq and is a predicted model, not a curated record. The coding region runs from base 1 to 1422 and encodes 473 amino acids. The transcript is spliced from 10 exons. Gene Ontology annotation, molecular function: L-malate dehydrogenase (NAD+) activity. Gene Ontology annotation, biological process: malate metabolic process; tricarboxylic acid cycle; oxaloacetate metabolic process. Lineage: Eukaryota; Metazoa; Chordata; Actinopteri; Toxotidae.